This is a messenger RNA of Spinacia oleracea (spinach), 794 nucleotides long. RefSeq lists its product as uncharacterized. The transcript is spliced from 3 exons. Lineage: Eukaryota; Viridiplantae; Streptophyta; Magnoliopsida; Caryophyllales; Amaranthaceae. The record is from RefSeq and is a predicted model, not a curated record. The coding region runs from base 21 to 794 and encodes 257 amino acids.
CCGAAGAAGUAAGGGAGGCGAUGGCUCGAUAUGCUAGGGCUCCGAUUUUGGGAGAGGACCCCUUGGCCCACGUGGGAUCCUUGGUGGGCCCCGAGGCUGCUCGGGAGAAUCUGCUUCGUGCUAACCCGCAGUGGAGGGUUCCUGGGGCCGAAGAGAGGAAUCCGGCUAUGAUGGCCCAGUACUAUCUGAACGAGGCUGUUUUCUGGUCUUCGUUCGCUUCCGAGUGUAGCUCGGUUGAGGAGAAACAACUGAGGAAAUAUCGUGAGGCUUAUGCUCGUGAUAUUCCCAUUUUGGACCAGAAGGCUGGGCAACUCCUCUCCGAGCUUACGGAACUCAAGCAGCUGUACCUUCAUUAUAGUCGCGAGGCUAGAGAGUCUGCUGAGAAGAUCGGGACCGAGGUUGGCCAGCUCAUCUUCCGAGUUGAAGAGGAUGCUGAGAAGAUCGCUUCCUUUGCUGAGGAAAAGAAGGAUAUGGCCGCUAAGUUCGCUAGCGAACUUGAGGAAAAAGAUAGACUCUUCCAGGAGAUGAAGUCUAAAUUUGAAGCGGCCGACAAGGAGCAUAAAGAGGCGGAGUUAAGGCUCCACCAUUUUGUCCAGCAUCGGGAGCUGAUCCAGCAGCAAGCUGAUAAGGUGCCUGUCCUUCGGCUGAAGCUUCGGGAAAAGGAUGACUAUAUUCGGAAGCUGGAGCAGGAGCGAGCUCGGGCCCAGAAGGCCACUUCCGAGGGUGAUACUACUGCUGGGGGUUCUUCGAAGGAUGCUCCCCUGGGGGCCGCUCCUGAGACUCCUAAGAGUUAG